AUGGCUAAUAUACCUGAGCAUCGAAAAUGGAUGUAUAACCGAUUGCUACCAGGAAGAAGGGGGUACACUGAUGAGUUCUUAAUGGGUGUUGAGGAAUUUGUAAAUUAUGCAAGUAAGCUUCCUGUAUACGAGGCUUCAAUGCAGAUUAGGUGUCCAGGUAGUAAGUGUAAGAAUAGAGUACACUUAUCUGCAGAUGAUGUUCGUGUUCAUUUAUAUAAAAAGGGUUUUGAACCGAAUUACUGGGUUUGGACUUGUCAUGGUGAGCUUGUCCCCGCAAUACAACAACUUGUGAACGAGGGCCCUAGUGAAAACAAUCAGUAUGAACAAAUGGUUUUUGAUGUAUGUGGUCCAUCAACCUUUCCAUUAAAUGUCGAAAAUAACCAAGAAGAAGAGCCACACAGUAGUGCAAGAAACUUCUAUGAUUUGUUAAAUGCUGCGAGACAGCCUUUAUCAAUGAAUGUUGGUGAAGAAACAGAGUUGGCAUAUACAUUGAUGAUGAUGAAUAUCAAGACAACUUAUAAUAUUCCGCAGGUAGCAAUGGAUCAGAUAUUUCACUAUAAUAACCGUAUGAUGGGUCCCGAUAAUCGAGUACCUACUAGGUAUUAUGAUGCAAAAAAAUUACUUACAAAACUUGGUCUUGGGCAUGAGAAGAUUGAUUGUUGUGUAAACAGUUGUAUGUUGUACUAUAAGUCUGAAAUCAAUGACAGACACUGUAAGUUUUGUGGUGAGCCAAGAUUUAAACCACGUCAACCUGGAUCUACUCAUGCAAAAGAGGUGUCACGCAAAAGAAUGCAUUACCUUCCCCUCAUCCCUAGAUUGCAACGGUUGUAUGCAUCACAUAUAUCUACCUCACACAUGCGGUGGCAUUAUGAAAAUCGCCGCGAGCCUGGUAUUAUGUGUCAUCCUUCAGAUGGUGAAGCAUGGAAGCACUUUGAUAGAAAGUUCCCCGAUUUCGCAGCAGAUCCUCGAAAUGUGAGAUUAGGCUUAUGUUCUGAUGGAUUUUCGCCUUUUGGUUUCAAUGCAAAGCCGUAUUCUUGUUGGCCUGUUAUGGUUGUUCCAUAUAAUCUCCCAUCUUCAGUGUGUAUGACUACACCAUACACAUUCUUAACUUGUAUUAUUCCUGUGAAAAAGAACCCAAAAGGCAAUAUUGAUGUCUAUUUGCAGCCUUUAAUCGAUGAACUUCAAUUGUUAUGGGAAACAGGUGUCUUGACUUAUGAUGCAUCACUUAAGCAGAAUUUUAUGAUACGAGCUGCGUUAAUGUGGACCAUCAAUGACUUUCCUGCAUACGGUAUGUUAUCUAGAUGGCAGACAGCCGGGAAACUAGCAUGUCCUUAUUGUGUUCAUUAUUCUAAAUCAUUUUACUUGAAGAAUGGUCAUAAAACGUGUUGGUUUGAUUGUCACCGUCAAUUCCUUCCAAUGAAUCACUCAUGGAGGAAGAAUCGAGAUGCCUUCGUCAAAAGACGAGUAGAGAAAUCAAGACCUCCACCAAUUUGGAAUGGAGAUGAGUUGUUUCAUAUUUUGGAAAAUAUCCCAAGGAUCAUUGAAGGUCCAAUUGAUCGCAUUGAGGGGUUUGGGCAAUCACAUAAUUGGAAAAAAGAGAGCAUAUUUUGGGAUUUACCUUAUUGGAAGGAUAACUUGCUACGUCAUAACCUUGAUGUGAUGCAUAUAGAGAAAAAUGUGUUUGACAACAUCUUCAACACGGUUAUGGAUGUCAAAGGCACAACAAAAAACAAAGACACGCCUAGUGCACGUCUCGAUAUGAAGGACGUAUGUAAUAGAUCACAACUUGAGUUGGUAGAACAUAAUGGACGUUUUCUUAUGCCCAAGGCAAGCUACAGUUUGCAUCGUACUAAUCAAUUGGCUGUCUAUGAGUGGUUGCGGACAUUGAAGUUACCUGAUUGA
Molecule: messenger RNA, 1902 nt
Organism: Ipomoea triloba (trilobed morning glory)
Lineage: Eukaryota; Viridiplantae; Streptophyta; Magnoliopsida; Solanales; Convolvulaceae
Exons: 1
Coding region: 1-1902 (633 amino acids)
Source: RefSeq, a predicted model, not a curated record